AUGCGUCCACCGGAGAUGUCAUAUACUCCUGUCUAUAAACAGGCUCAGGACCCCCUCGGCGCGGUACCUGCUUCGAUCUUAGCCCCUCGUCCUCGUCACUCGUCAGGGUCCCCCGAUAUGAGUCUUCCAGACACACAGCACACAUCCGACGAGUGGACGCCCGGCUUCGACGUUAGUCCUCGAUCCUCCAGCCCGCAGGGAUCCCACGCCUACUCCCCGGAGGCAUCACGACGCCAGUCCCGUGUGGACGACAGCUCGCAGGUGUCCCGCAUCCUUGUCUCCAGAUCUGGGGCCGCUCAUAAAGAAGAACGAGGCAGCUGGGCCGACCAGCCGUCCUUAAUGUCGGCCGAGCAGUUGAGCUCUUCGCGCGCGCAAAAGCGAGGCGUUCCCGACGAUAACCCGGUUGAUAAGGGCCAGGACGCGCUGCUCAUGCUGUUCCGGCUCUCGGUUCCUGUCCCGAUCUUCUCCUUCACCGCUUGUCUUUAUACCUGCUGUGCCCUGAUAUUCGCCGUCUUCUCCUCACCUCUGCGAAUCUGCUCCCUAUCACCCUACCUCCGCAAUACCUCUUUCGUAGCACAAGUCUGCGACCUUCUCUCGCCAACCCUCCUUAUCCAUGAACGGCUCGUCUGCAUGCGUCCACCAACAUCAGACCGGUCCUCUUCAACCCAAUGGAUACGCUCCGAAACCCACUCAGACCAGCCAUCGAUGCUGGCUGAACCGACUCGAUACUAUAGAGUUAGUACCUCAAUAGGCGUCUUGAUUCUCUCGCCGUUCUUGAGUAUUGUAAUUCUCCUCUUCGCCUGGACAGCCGCUUUCUUCUGGGUCUUCUCCAAGGUGAUGGGCAAUCCAGACGGCACAGAGCGCAAAGACGACGGCCGCACAGCAGUCCUAGGAGUCUGCAAAUGGUGGCGGACAUGGCUGGGCAAAGCCCGAAAGUCAUGA
Penicillium maclennaniae is the source of this 942-nucleotide messenger RNA. RefSeq lists its product as uncharacterized. NCBI's taxonomy places the organism in Eukaryota, Fungi, Ascomycota, Eurotiomycetes, Eurotiales, Aspergillaceae. The transcript has 2 exons. The record is from RefSeq and is a predicted model, not a curated record. The coding region runs from base 1 to 942 and encodes 313 amino acids.